Molecule: messenger RNA, 1334 nt
Organism: Mytilus trossulus (common blue mussel)
Lineage: Eukaryota; Metazoa; Mollusca; Bivalvia; Mytilida; Mytilidae
Product: neo-calmodulin-like
Exons: 5
Coding region: 166-672 (168 amino acids)
Molecular function (GO): calcium ion binding
Source: RefSeq, a predicted model, not a curated record
UGUGAAAAACAUGUACAAAAUUGAUUAAAGUGUCAAUAAAUUGUUUAAAGCUCUUUAGCGUCGUUAGCGACGGGGAACCAGUCACAUAUAAAGCAGGGACCAGGUUCACAGUUAUUGUGAAAUAUUAUAUAUGUGAUACCAUUAAAGUUUACAUCGGAGGACACAAUGAGUACAAAAACAACAAAAUCAACAAAAACCAAACAGAGUCGGAAAACAACUGAUUUAGACAAAGAAAUUGACGAGCUUUUCAAAGUAUUUGAUAAAAAUGGUGAUAAAAGUAUAACCGCAUCAGAAUUAGGAGCUGCUAUGAGAUUUUUAAAUUUAAAUCCAACUAAAAAAGAAAUAGCAGACACAAUGAAGUUACUUGAUGUCAAUAACGAUAACAAAAUACAAAAGGACGAAUUCCGCAAAUUUUUGAAAAACUACUUAAAGGAGAACCCGGAAGUCUUGACUCAGGAGGAAUCGAUAAGAGCAGCAUUUAAAGUCUUUGACAGAGACGGCAAUGGCUAUAUUGAUGGCAAAGAAUUAAAAGUUGCUAUGACAAAACUAGGAGAAGCCUUAACAGACAAAGAGCUUGGGGAAAUGAUGCGAGAUGCUGAUGCGAACGGAGAUGGUAAAAUAGAUUAUAACGAAUUUGUAAAGAUUUGGACUGAAACGGAGAAAGCAAAGUAAUCAGGACAUUGCAGUUUAAAAUGUGUUCAUUUUCGUCCUCAUUAACCAAAACAGCAUUCAGUCGUUAAAUACGGAUUUACAUAUACAUGUACACACAAACUCAAUCAGUUAAAACACUUCACUGUGUGGAUCAAAUCGUGUUCACCCAUUAACUCUCAUGGCCAGAUUUGUUCGGCCAGAUGAUAAGCAUUCUCAGAUUAAACUGCAUAAUAUUUUGAUUUCCGAUUUUUUUCAGUAUUGAGGAAAUUUUUUCAUUCAAAGACAUAUUAGGUAAAAUUUUCGAUGCUUUUGAGAUUAUUCACUUUCACGUUGAUUCACUUUUUUACCUCAAGACAUUUGGUAUACUAAAUCUUUAAUGCGAAAUACAAAUGUAUGCAUACCAUAUACAGUUGUACAUGCAUCUGUUUCAUUUGAGCAUUUUCUUUUAUAAGCAUUGAUGUGAUACAUGUUCAAAAUAUGCAUUUGUGAUACAUGUUCAAAAUAUGCAUUUGUGAUACAUGUGCAAAAUAUGCAUUUGUGAUACUUUGCAAAAUAUGCAAUUUCGAUAAUAGUGUUGUCUAAUUCUAUCAGUGUAUAUGAACUAUUAAUAUCUGCAAUACUUGUAUUUAUGUAAUUUUUUAGAAUAUUUUAUUUUUACUCAUAAAUAAAUUCGCUUUAUUGAA